GGUUUUUGGCAUUCGAAUCUCUCGUCUUCUCUUGUUUUCCACCCACAACGAUAAACACAUACCAUUCUAUUAUUAUUUUUUUCCUUGUAGGUGCUUAACGCACACAUCUUCCACUUCUUCCGUCGCCAGAGUUUAUUGUCAUCUCUCUACACUCUUGCCGGCGAAGCAUGAAGAAUGCACUCUUCGCACUGUGCCUUUUUGUGGCCGCCCAAGUUUCUUGGGAGGCAUUUGGGGCUCGCGGCUUGUGCCAGUACUUCUGCGCCAGGAGUGACUCUUGCAGCUGGGACACAAACUGCAAGUGCUACAUGGAGCACUACGGCAUCAACCUCGACCGGCCGUCUCUAUUCGUGCAGGAGGGCCAGAGUUACGGCCUGAACAGGAGCUUCUUCGACGGUGACGCUGCGGAUGUGAACUGGACCGAUGUCGCCCAGCAUAGGUUUCUGCUUUUAGACCAAAUCCAGCAGCCACGGGCCGUGGAUCUGGGAUCGUAUUGGAACGCCUUCGCGAACAGGUACGCGGCGCUCACAGAGGAAGUCGUCAUUCCUGUCUGGGUACAGGUUUUGAAUUCCAUGGUCACCACCACCGGAUCCAGCAUCUCGCACUACAUGACCACAACAAGGGUGGACCAGAACAAUGACUUCAGGGGCUAUCGUGGACGCGACUCCACGAGUGGAAACAACAGGGGCUAUUGCGGGAAUGGUCCCUUUGACCAUGCGUCGGUAGACUACGUGGGGAGUGCCUCCUUCAAGUUAACGCUGACAGGUAGCAUCUUCUCUGUCUGUUUCGAUGGGAACGGCAAUAGAUAUGGUGCACCUAGGUAUGGAGACACUGUAUGGCAGGAGGCGUGGUCAGACGCGACCUGUUAUUUCUAUGAGGCGGGGAGUGAGAUGGUUCCAACGAGUAGCAAUUGUGUUGGUGAUUCCAACUGCCGCAGGCUCGUAAACCCGACCUACCACGUCAUAGCUUUCCACAGCUCCCCCGACAGCUUUAACCUGGAUAGUGAGGUGUGCGCCCCGAUGCGGGCGAGGCUGAGGAAUGCGGCCGAACACCUAGCGGCGGACUCUAGGGCUAUCGGGAAUGGAGAUAUCUGCCGCAAUGGCCUCAUCUAA
Leptomonas pyrrhocoris is the source of this 1109-nucleotide messenger RNA. RefSeq lists its product as hypothetical. NCBI's taxonomy places the organism in Eukaryota, Euglenozoa, Kinetoplastea, Trypanosomatida, Trypanosomatidae. The transcript has a single exon. The record is from RefSeq and is a predicted model, not a curated record. Bases 168 to 1109 code for a protein of 313 amino acids.